This is a messenger RNA of Miniopterus natalensis, 1328 nucleotides long. It is a transcript of the gene TAAR1, whose product is annotated as trace amine associated receptor 1. Gene Ontology annotation, biological process: G protein-coupled receptor signaling pathway. Gene Ontology annotation, cellular component: membrane. The record is from RefSeq and is a predicted model, not a curated record. Lineage: Eukaryota; Metazoa; Chordata; Mammalia; Chiroptera; Miniopteridae. Gene Ontology annotation, molecular function: trace-amine receptor activity.
AGCUGGAGCUUUAACCGGAUUAUGGAUUUAGAAGAAAGAUUCAACACAUAAAGGAAGAAAUAAAGUGGCAGAGAGCCCUCAGGAACGAUGUCCUUUUGCCACAAUAUAAUCAAUAUUUCCUGCGUGAACAGCAGCUGGCCGAAUGCUGUCCGUGUUUCCCUGUAUAGUUUAAUGGUGCUUGUAAUUCUGACCACAGUGAUCGGCAAUCUGAUAGUUAUUAUUUCCAUAUCACACUUCAAGCAACUUCAUACCCCAACUAAUUGGCUCAUUCAUUCCAUGGCCACCGUGGACUUCCUGCUGGGGUGCCUGGUCAUGCCUUAUAGCAUGGUGAGAUCUGCUGAGCACUGCUGGUAUUUUGGAGAAGUCUUCUGUAAAAUUCACACCAGCACUGACAUUAUGCUGAGCUCAGCAUCCAUUUUCCACUUGUCCUUCAUUUCCAUUGACCGCUACUAUGCUGUGUGUGACCCGUUGAGAUACAAAGCCAAGAUCAGUAGCUUGGUUAUUUCUGUGAUGAUCUUCAUUAGCUGGAGCAUCCCUGCUCUUUUUGCAUUUGGGAUGAUCUUUCUGGAGCUAAACUUCAAAGGAGCUGAACAGAUGUAUUACAAACACACUCAUUGUGUCGGGGGUUGCUCUGUCUUCUUUAGCAAAGCACCUGGGGUACUGGCCUUUAUGACUUCUUUCUAUAUACCUGGAUCUAUUAUGUUGUGUGUCUAUUAUAGAAUAUAUUUCAUAGCUAAAGGGCAGGCAAAAUCAAUUAAUAAUGCAAAUCGGAAGCUUCAAAUUGAAUUGGAAGAGAAAAAUGGAAUUUCACGAAGCAAAGAAAGAAAAGCUGCAAAGACUUUAGGGAUUGUGAUGGGAGUUUUCCUAAUAUGUUGGUGUCCUUUCUUCGUCUGCACAGUCAUGGAUCCUUUCCUGGGCUAUACUAUUCCACUCACAUUGAAUGAUGCAUUAAUUUGGUUUGGCUACUUGAACUCUGCUUUUAAUCCAAUGGUUUAUGCAUUUUUCUAUCCCUGGUUCAGAAGAGCACUGAAGAUAAUUCUACUUGGUAAAAUUUUCCAAAAAGAUUCAUCUAGGUGUAAUUUAUUUUUUGAAUAAAAUCCAUAGAAUUAUACCUUACUGUUUUGCAGAACAGCUGGUAAUCAUAUUUAUGAAAACAGCAUAAUCAACCACAUGCGCCAACUGCAGGGUCUUUGAUCAGUUACUUGAUUUAAAGAAUGUAUAAUGAGAUAUGAUGAUUGAUUAUAUCUUGCUUCCUACUUGGGAUGUAGAAGAUAUGACCUUUGCCAUUUUUACUAUACAUAUGAAGCUUUGCAAGUUCAUAAUUUAAG